Messenger RNA from Dreissena polymorpha, 10375 nucleotides. RefSeq lists its product as uncharacterized. Gene Ontology annotation, molecular function: interleukin-17 receptor activity. The coding region runs from base 78 to 2564 and encodes 828 amino acids. The record is from RefSeq and is a predicted model, not a curated record. The transcript is spliced from 11 exons. NCBI's taxonomy places the organism in Eukaryota, Metazoa, Mollusca, Bivalvia, Myida, Dreissenidae.
ACAACAACACUUCGCGGAAAACCGGUUGGUGGAAGUUGGAAAACUUAUCAAAGAGUUAGUUAGAUCGUCAUGUUAAGAUGUGGAUGUACAGUUUUAUUUUGUUUCUCGGAUAUCUGAACCAAAUUUGGUCGCAGGACUCAACAGACUGUUCACCGAAUGACCAGGUUCCUUGCAAGAAACAUGGUUACAGAGGAACAAAUUGCAGCGAAGGCAUUCUGAGUUAUGUCCUGAGGGACAUGCCAUAUAUUACAGGCAGUCUGGACUAUCCCGGCAGUCCCAGCAAUCUCAGGGCAUCAGCCCAGUAUAAGUGGCAUCAUAAGAGUGAAAAACAUUUAGUGGAGGUUAACCUAACCAUCACUCCUCCAGCUAAUGGCGGUCUAAAGUUCUUGAAGGGGUUUGAGGUGGUACGCAUUAUGCCUGAUUAUGUAAAUUCGUGCUACAUCCUGAAUUUAUCAGAUGUCACAUGGACCACUCAUCACUUACAGACGACAUUUGAGCUGAGCUUGUUCCCAUUGAAACCCUCUGUGCAGUUUAUAGUGUACUCUCUGCCCAAGUACAAGCCUGGAAUGUUUGAUGCUUAUCGUAACUUAAUAGUGAAAAUGCCGGUGUAUACUAAUGACUCAGAAGCAUGGAACUGGGCAGCUGAAAUCUUCUUGGAUUUACUUGAAGAAGAUGGUGUAAUUAAUGUUACUAUUAACAGCCCACCAGAGGAAUUUAAGUUCACUUCAUUUGAAUAUCGACUUAUCUCCAAUAACACAACUGUCAAACAUGACAUCGUAAAUAAGCUCAAUUACAGGUUUUACAAUGUAACAUCUGGAGAGUAUAAUAUUACGGUGAAACCCUAUGAUCCGGGCUAUAUGACGAUGGAUACAUCCAAAUGCUUAUGCCCUAAAAAAGGCAUGGUGGCCACAUGUGAUCAGUGUGUGACUACACAUACACCGAAAUUCAACUUCACUUUAACCAGUUCGCCCUGCUUGAACGAGCCGAAGCCCUCGUAUUGUUACCCAACUGCUGUUUGGACAAACCGUCCGGUCACCACGCAGGGUAUCAGGUCACUGGCCGAGAGCUCACAUCAACUGGAAACCACCGCAAUAGUCUUGCAGCAGGAUUCCAGUGAUCAACUGAUCGUGGAUCUGUCAGUUGGUGGGGUAGUUCUGUGCUUAGUCACAGCAGGAGUUGUUUCGUUUGUUUUACUGAGAAAGUGCAAGAAAAAGGAGGCAGAAAAUGCGGACAAGGAGAAAACUGAGCUCAGAGGAGCAGAUGACCUCCCCACUGCCAUGGCCAAUGAUGGGUUUGUGGAUGUCUUAGAAGAUGAUGGAAUGUCUGUUCUCACCUAUCCGAACAAUCUGAACAAAGGUGGACUGCUUCAGUUUGAAAAGAAGCCAAAGUUGUUCCUGUUGUAUGAAGACGAAAAUGAGCACCAUCGUCGUGUGGUGACCACUUUUGGUACAUACCUGCAGACGUACUGCCAGUGUGAUGUUAUGAUGGCAGAGUUCACGCUUGAUGCCCCGUGGGUACACCAGGAUCUGGAGCGGGCUGACUACACUGUUGUCAUCAACUCAGAGGGCGCCUUUAGGGCCAACAUGUCGCCCAGUUCCAAACCUAUGUCGAGUAUCAAUAGCUUGAGAAAUAAAUUCAAGCAUGAAGAGAAGUAUGAUAAAAUUGUCAUGGUAUAUUUUGAGUACACUGAUGAGCAAUUCAUCAUACCAGACAUCUGUCCUGGAUUCAAGUACAAGCUCAUGAAGCAUUUCUCCGACUUCCUACUCCAUGUUCACAAGAUUUAUCGUGCUGACAAGGACCUUGUCCAGUAUGACUUGCCCUUGGAUGGCAACCUUCAGCAUCGUCCCAUUGGUCAUCAACUGGCUGAAGCUAUAGCCCAAGUGAUACAGUAUGAGCAAAACAAACCUAAGAGGGCCAUGCUUACUGGAUCGAAUCUGUUGUCUUGGAACAGACAGAAUAGCGAUGACAGCAGGUACGAUUCUGGGCUUCAGUCUGAUAUUGGUUCCCCUGGGGUCUUUUCUAUCAAUGAAAAUGAGUUAUGGCCCCUUAGACCAAACUUGCUGGCCAUGAUGCAAGGCGAGUCUGACACAAUCACCAUCACUCCCUCUGAUGUUGGUAUCCUUUAUGACAUCAACUGUAGUCAGGAUGCAUUCAACAACGAACCCUCUGAUGUCAAUAACGAUUGUGGAAACUUCUCUGUUUCCAAAAAACGUCCUCAUUUCUAUAUGGCCAUGGAUCCUGGCAAAUACCCGUCUAAGUUUGUAAACCAAGAUUCGGUCGACUCUGGAAAGGGUGACUUUGAAUUUAUCGCUCCUGAAGAUUUUGAUGAAUCCGAUGUACUUAGCAAAACACUGUCCAAUCAAAUGCUACACUUUGUUGACUGUUACGAGCAGACCAGCAUGCAUGGCUCGGUUCCCUCUGGAAGUAAGGUGUAUUCUUCAGGUCAGCAGAAUGAUCUGUCAAAAUCCACUCAUCCUGGCUAUGACAGAUCAGCUGAUUUGCAGAUUUUACAGACACAGUUUGAGAAUGAUGAUGUCAUAAGUCUUGGGGGUGUCAGCAUCUGAAAAAAAGUGUCAUUGCAUUUGUAUAUACCGUAAUAAGUCUAAGUUUUCAGACACUGAAAUGUACAAUAAAAAUACAUGUCUGAAAAGUUUAAUUAUUUUUAAAUAAGACUCAAUAAAAUCCAAUAACUCAAUGCACAAUAGCGUUUCUACUAUUAAAUAAAUACAACCUCACAGCUUUGCUAACUCUUGCCUGAAAUGAUUCAGAACAAAAAAAUAAAAACAUUAAACAUACUGCUUCCUUAACAGGAAGAUAUCAUUAAAAAUGCAGUUGGGUUAAAAAAAGAUCUUUUCUUGAUAAAUCUUUGUGUGAAGGGAUUGGUUAUUGGUUAUUUUCCCAAUAACGCAAAUGUUAAGGUCUAUUGCCCUCAGGCAUGCCUCUCCCAGGUUUUAUGACCUUAAUCCAUUUGUAAAAAUUAGUGAUCGAGGUGUCUCAAGAUGAGUCAAUACAGUGCCCAAAUCUGGUAAAAUAGCACUGUAAAAUAUACUGUCAGAAAAUUUAGAGUCAUUAACGCUAGACGAAAAACGCUCAUGUCCGAAAAUUAAGAGUCACACAAAAAGUUAUUUAUUCUUUUGCCAAAAGGGGGUGUCCAAAAACUUAGAGUAAUUACGGUAUAUAAAAUAUAGUUUAAUACAAACAGUGGCUGUUUACGGGACCAGGACUGGUAUAAAGAGAUAAAAAAAAAAAAUGUACCUCGUUAAUUGCUGUUUUUACUAACAAAGGAACAUCUAAUUUGACAUUUAUUUGAGGUCGGUGAUUUGUUAAUUUAAGUGCCAUAUUAUGCAUAUAUAACAAAUUAUGUUGAUUGUUUAUUAUAAGAGAAUAAGGAUUUCUUUCAAAUUGAGGAUAUGCAUAGCACACUACAAUUCUAUGCCAUUUUGAUUUUAAAAAACAACACACAAACGAAAUGUAUACCUGUUGAACAAAUAUGAGAGGUAUUUUGUGCAAGAACAUAAUUUCUCAUAAAGAACAGUGAUAUUUAUACUCCAUAAUUGAUUUUUUUCCACUUUGCAAUUUGUUUCAGCAUAGCCUGAAUAUGCUUUUUAUACAAAUAAGUGUUUUUAAAAAUUCCUAUCCAGACAAGUAUUUACUGAAAAUGGCAACUACAGUGUCAUGUUAGAUAAAUUUAAUGUGAAAAGCCUUCUUAUGAAAACCACAUUUUUGUAUAAGCUAAUGCAACAAAUUUAUACAAAUGCUUUUUACUGUUUAAAUUUGCCUGAUUUCGUUUUUUUGAAACAACCACGUUAUAGGUUGAAUAAUGUGUUACACAAUGUUUUUUAAUUUGUCAUUGUUACUUGUGACAUAAGAUCAUUAAAGUGUUUUAUUGAAGUGCAAACCAAAUCGUGUCAGAAUGUUGUGUGACAGUUAAAUAUAGAUGUACCAGUAUAUUUUUGAGAAAACUGUUAAUAUUUUUGUUAAAUGAACUGUCACUGUAACUUCAGAAACAACAAGAGAUGUAUUCGUCAGAAACACAAUGCCCCCUAUUGAAAUAUUUUUAUGUCCCCCACUAUAGUAGUGGGGGACAUAUUGUUUUUGCCCUGUCUGUUGGUUGGUUGGUCUGUCUGUCUGUCUGUCUGUUUGCGCGAACUUUAACAUUUGCAAUAACUUUUGCAAUAUUGAAGAUAGCAACUAGAUAUUUGGCAUGCAUAUGUAUCUCAUGGAGCUGCACAUUUUGAGUGGUGAAAGCUCAAGGUCAAGGUCAUCCUUCAAGGUCAAAGGUCAAAUAUAUGGGUCAAAAUCGCUAAUUUAAUGUACGCUUUUGCAGUAUUUCAAUAUUCAAGAUAGCAACUUGAUAUUUGGCAUGCAUGUGUAUCUCAUGGAGCUGCAUAUUUUUAGUGGUGAAAGGUCAAGGUCAAGGUCAGAGGUCAAAUAUAUGUUACCAAAAUCGCUCAUUUUAUGAGUUCUUUUUUAAUAUUGAAGAUAGCAUCUUGAUAUUUGGCAUGCAUGUGUAUCUCAUGGAGCUGCACAUUUUGAGUGGUGAAAGAUCAAGGUCAAGGUCAUUCUUCAAGGUCAGAGGUCAAAUAUAUGUGGCCCAAAUCGCUUAUUUUAUGAAUACUUUUGCAAUAUUGAAGAUAGCAACUUGAUAUUUGGCAUGCAUGUGUAUCUCAUGGAGCUGCACAUUUUGAGUGGUGAAAGGUCAAGGUCAAGGUCAUCCUUCAAGGUCAAAUAUAUGGGUCAAAAUUGCUCAUGUAAUGUCACUUCUGCAAUAUUGAAGCUAGCAAUUUUAUAUUUGAAAUGCAUGUGUAUCUCAUGGAGCUGCACAUUUUGAGUGGUGAAGGGUCAAGGUCAAGGUCAUCCUACAAGGUCAAACGUCAUAAAGCGGGACAUUGUGUUUCACAAACGCAUCUUGUUAUUUUUUAUUUGUUUACCUUUGACCUUGAAGGAUGACCUUGACCUUAAACUUCCACCACUCACAAUGUGAGUACGCCGCUUGAAUUUUUUUAUAUUUAUUUUUUGACCUUUGACCUUGAAGGAUGACCUUGACCUUGAACUUCCAUCAUUCAAAAUGUGCAGCUUCAUGAGAUACACAUGCAGACGGACGGACGGACAGACGCCAUAUAUUUGACAUUUGACCUUGAAGGAUGACCUUGACCUUCACCUUUCACCACUCAAAAUGUUCAGCUCCAUGAGAUACACAUGCAUGCCAAAUAUCAAGUUGCUAUCUUCAAUAUUGAAAAAGUUAUGGCCAAUGUUAAAGUUUGCGGACGGACAGACGCCAUAUAUUUGACAUUUGGCCUUGAAGGAUGACCUUGACCUUCACCUUUCACCACUCAAAAUGUUCAGCUCCAUGAGAUACACAUGCAUGCCAAAUAUCAAGUUGCUAUCUUCAAUAGUGAAAAAGUUAUGGCCAACGUUAAAGUUUUUGGACGGACGGACAGACGCCAUAUAUUAGACAUUUGACCUUAAAGGAUGACCUUGACCUUCACCUUUCACCACUAAAAAUGUGCAGCUCCGUGAGAUGCACAUGCAUGCAAAAUAUCAAGUUUCUAUUUUCAAUAAUGCAAAAGUUAUGGCCAACGUUAAAGUGUUUUUUUGGACGGACGGACAGACUGACAUACACACAUACUGACACACUGACUGACGGACAGUUCAACUGCUAUAUGCCACCCUACCGGGGGCAUAAAAACUGGUUCUUCAUUUAUAAAAUAUGUAUGAGAAAGUUUGACUUCUGAAAUUGAAUCCUAAAUGAUAGAGAAAGUGAAGUUUUAUGGGUAAUUGUAUUUAUAUAUUAGAAAUAAAAAAUUGUAUCAUAGUUUGUAGUCAAAUUACCGACAGAAGUAUAUAUGGAAAAGGAAUAAGUAGUAUACAUUAUGUCAUAGGAAUAGAAAUUAGAUCACGAUGGAUCACAAAUCAUGAAUGCUUAUUUUGCCCCUGACAUAGGUUUAUUCUUCAACAAACAAUGGAUGAAAUUAUAUAAUUUUUUAUUAAAACGUCAUGCCGUUGCCUGUAUUGCUACUUUUAAACAUGGCCACCAGUGGGCGGGGUAUUUUUCCUUACAUGGACUUAUGAAUCUUCAUGAGACUUUGUCAGUAUAUUUGUUUAAAUGAUAUCUCGGAUGUGUAUGAAAAUGGUUCUGGUCUGUUGAAAAAUGUGGCUGCUAGGGUGUUCACUAGUCAUGAAAGUUGGUAAGAACAUUUUGUUCUAAUGACAUCUUGGGCUGCACAGAACAGGUCAGUUCCUUUGAAUCUCAGGUGAGCAACUUUGGACCUGUCAGGCCCUCUUGUUUAUAUAUACCAUUAGCUUGUAUUUUGUAAAUGUUGGCAAUAGAUGAAGCAUGUUUUUGAAGGUAAUGUUUGAAUGAAACACCAUGUACUUGUUAUGUAAACUUGUGGUCAGUUGACGAUUAAUUUGUUUAGAUGUUUUAUGUAAGUAAACUAGAUCUGAUGUGUUCUUUUGUUUGUCAAAAUAUUAAGUUCAUACAAUCAAGACCCAUACUAUGAUUAUCAUGUGUUAAAUAUUUGAUAGAAAGUCACCUAAAAAUAUGUGUAAAUCCAUAUAAUUAAUACCAGUCAUUUUUUAUGUAUAUGAUAUUGAUAUAUCUACUGUUAUUAUGAAUAUAUCUAUUGGUCCAUUUUAAUUUUAACCAUAGAUGAUCAAUGAAUAUUGUAUGAUUUUUCCUUAAUUGUUUUGAACCAUUUUAGGAACCCACGAUUCCUAUUAUAUGUUAUGUUUUAUGAAUGACCUUGAGAGAUUAAGCCAUCAAAAUUGCUUAGUCAUGCAUAAUUAAUGACACUGCUCAUUAGAUUGUGUCCAAUGCUGCAGGGAAAUUAACCAAUCAAAAGACUUGUUUCAAAUGUGUUACUAUGCAGGCAGUGUUCCCUUUGUAGUAUACACCAAUUUGAAUUGAAAUGAUUGUGUCGAAGACUUCAUUGAUUUCCUUGCUAAUAAACUCGCUUGUAAGGUGCAAGUGGACUGUGCAAUCAGCUGCAUGCAUAUAAAUCAAAAGCUAAUUUUUGAAAACCGUAAUAUUCUUAUUGUUAAAAAUCCCAUUACAAUUUUGCAUAUUAGAAUCGCCCAUAAUUUAUUGUUUGAUAUCAUAGCUAGUUUAUGUAUGCAACAGUAGGUAAAAACAAUACCGAUGUAAGUAAUUUUACAGACAAUUAUUAUAUAGUUAAUUUUUGAAGGAUAUUUUUUAAAGCUUUAUUAUGCCCCCCUUUGAAGAAGAGGGAGUAUAUUGUUUUGUACAUGUCGGUCCAACGGUCGGUCCGUCCACCAAAUGGUUUCCGGAUAAUACAUGUGUAACUCAAAAAUGCUUUGGCCUGGGAUCAGGAAAGUUUAUAGGUACAUAGAUCAUGACUGGCAGAUGACCCCUAUUGAUUUUCAGGUCACUAGGUCAAAGGUCAAGUUCACAGUGACUCGAAACAGUGAAAUGGGGUCACAGUGACUCAAAACAGUAAAAUGGUUUCCAGAUGAUUACUCAAGAACGCUUACGUCUAGGAUCAGGAAAAUUCAUGGGGACAUUGGUCAUGAUCGACAGAUGACCAUUAUUGACUUUCAGGACUCUCGGUCAAAGGUCAAGGUCACAGUGACUUGAAACAGUAAAAUGGUUUCUGGAUGAUAACUCACAAAUGCUUAGGACUAGGAUCAGGAAAGUUAAUAGGGACAAUGGUCCUGACUGGCAGAUGACACCUUUUGAUUUUCAGGUCACUGUGUCAAAGGUCAAGGUCACAGUGACCUGAAGCAGAAAAACUGUUUCCGGAUAAUAAAUCAAGAACGCUUAGGCCUGCUAUCAGGAAAGUUCACAGGGACAUCGGUCAUGACCGGCAGAUUACCUCUAUUGACUUUCAGGUCACUAGGUCAAAGUUCAAGGUCACAGUGACUCGAAACAGUAAAAUGGUUUCUGGAUGAUAACUCCAGAACGCUUAAGCCUGGGAUCAGAAAAGUUCAUAGGGACAUUGAUCAUAACUAACAGAUGACCCCUAUUGAUUUUCAGUACUCUAGGUCAAAGGUCAAGGUCACAGUGACUUGAAACAGUAAAAUGGUUUCCGGAUGAUAACUCACGAAUGCAACUCCAUGAGUCACCCGAGCAAUUCUUUAAAUUGCCAACCAUACUCUUAACGUAUUCACACAAUUGCUGCCACUACAACUGACAGUCCAUUUGGGGGGCAUGCGUGUUUUACAAACAGCCCUUGAUUAAUAUUAAUCUUAUUUGAUUACAUAAUGUUUAAUUGUGAGAUUUUUUUUGUUUAAUUUAUUUAAAAUUUUAUACUUAGCUCUUUAUACUCAGCUUGUCUAUCAGUUACCGGUAGGUAUAUUAUGUCUGUUCUGAGUAUAGGUAAAAACACUGUAGUUGUGAUGAAGCAAAUUACUUUAACUAUUAUUUGUAUGGGGACACACUAAUUUUUUUGCAAAAUAUGAAUACUUCUUUCAAUAAUCACUGUAACCCACACGGUCACACCUCUAAAUGAUGAUGUUAUGUGACAUGUUGGCACUCUUGUUCUUUGUGUAUUUCUCUGAAAAUUAAUUGCCUUUAAUUUUCGCUAUAUUCCAGCACGGAUAUGGUUUACUUCAAAGACGUAUAAUAGGUCUUUGUUUACAGUAAGAAUUCUGAAAAUAUGUACAUGAAUGCAGUCUUGAUUUACACAUGACGUCAUUCUAUAAAUUACGGUCAGUUAUUCUUGUUUAAAGACUUUCUUCGUUUAAAAUGUACGUUUUCAUAACUUAUUAAUCAAACCACAUCCCAUAUGCUACAAUAUUAAAUUUGUUUGAGCCAUCAUUAUCAUAAGUUAUAUGUUUCAGACUUAGUUCUUGGACUCACUGUGAAUGUAGUUGAAAGUUUAUCUUGCGGAAUGAUCAGUUAGAAUUUAUUGGAAUUUUAUUUUCAUAGAAAAUCUAUUUUCAGUCUUGUCUAUGGUUGUUUAUUUUUAAGAACAUACAUUUUAUCUUUGAAAUUGUAUAUUAUUAAGUUAUUUGCCGUUUACUGUCUUGCUGAGUAUAUGUGUAUGCAAUUAAUUAAAAAAAGUAUUAUAUCAUAACUUAAUCAUGCCCAUUUAAAAUGAAUCAUUAAUCAAGUGCUUUACUGAACUCUUUUUUUAAAUUAUAUAUUGUAAAAUAUCAAGAGUGCUGUAUUGUACAAUUUCUUUUUUAUUUUUCUAUAUUUGAUUAUAUAUAUUUACAUACUAUUAGUCAUUUUGAGGUUUUUCAUUUAUAUGUCUCCAUCUUGUAUACUUACAUAAAAUUUCUCUUAAUUUGUUUUAUGAAGCAUUUAUACAUUUACAUAUGUGUUUAUUCAAUUGAGCCUAGCUCGGGAAAAAAGGGCUUAAUGCAUUUGCGUACUGCACAGGCUAAUCUGGGACAACACUUUUUACAUGUGUUUUAUGCCCUGUUUUCCCAAAGCGAGACUUUUUAUAAUCUACCAGUCUAUCACUGUGUAUUUUAUUAUGUCAAUUUGAUAAAAUUAUUGUCUUAUAUGUAGAAAAUGUAACCAGAGUACCUUUGCGCUUUGUGGACGUUUUUAUACAUAAACAGUGACAUAAACAAUAUAUUAAAACACCCUUACAUUGUUUCUGUAUGUAAGAUCAAAAUAUGUUAAUAGUAAUGCAGGAACAUUUCAAUUUUCAUUAUAACUCAUCUUGUUUUGUCCAGUAUGUAUUCCUGCAUGUAACUUUGAACUGUUGUUAACUUGUUGUUGUUUAAAAGGCAAUAUUUUAAUGUAUAAUUAUUGUUUCAUGUCUCAAAUAAUAUGCGAAAUGUUUCAAUAGAUUUUGCCUUUUUAAGCACUUCUAGGCAAAACAGUCAUAUUAUUUUAUGAAUAUUCAUGUUGUCUGAGUUUAUAAACAAAAACUAGGAAGAUAUUUCUCAGAAACCAUUAAACUCUUACAAUACAGCAAUAUUAGUUUAUUAUGUUUGACUCACAUACAAGGCUACACAAAUUAUUGUCGUCUCAUAAACUAAACUGCGAGAAUUCUAAUCGACUCAUAAAUAAUAUCGCACUAUUCUUUAUGGCUCAUAAACAAUACUGCGAGAAUUCUAUUCUGCUCAUUAACAAUAUUGCAAGAAUUAUCCGCUCAUAAACGAUAUUGUGCAAAUUCUUUUCGGCUCAUAAACAAUACUGCGAGAAUUUUAUUCAGCUCAUGAACAAUACUGCGUGAGUUCUGUUCCACUCAUACACCAUACCAGUAGAAUUCAGUUUAGCGCCUAUACAACACAAUACAAAUUAUGUGCAGCUCAUAUAUGAUGCCACAAGAAUUACCUGCACAUCCCCCCUGAAAUGUUUCUGUAAACAGUUUGUAUUAAAUAGCAUACCAAAUAAAAUCAGUGAUUUUCUAAAUGUAUGGCUUGCAUUCAAUAAUAAUUAAAAUGUGGCAUGAUG